GAGACCAACGUAGGUAACCAGACCAGAGACCAACGUAGGUAACCAGACCAGAGACCAACGUAGGUAACCAGACCAGAGACCAACGUAGGUAACCAGACCAGAGACCAACGUAGGUAACCAGACCAGAGACCAACGUAGGUAACCAGACCAGAGACCAACGUAGGUAACCAGACCAGAGACCAACGUAGGUAACCAGACCAGAGACCAACGUAGGUAACCAGACCAGAGACCAACGUAGGUAACCAGACCAGAGACCAACGUAGGUAACCAGACCAGAGACCAACGUAGGUAACCAGACCAGAGACCAACGUAGGUAACCAGACCAGAGACCAACGUAGGUAACCAGACCAGAGACCAACGUAGGUAACCAGACCAGAGACCAACGUAGGUAACCAGACCAGAGACCAACGUAGGUAACCAUAUCAGAGGCCUAAUUUACAAGUACCAAGUCAGUGAGACGACAGAGAGCGCCCCACCCACACAGAACAAGCCUUGUAAAAUGGGGUGGAAAGUCUUCGGCCUCGUGACCAGCAUCCUCUUUUUGGUCAUCGCUCUCUCAAUCACCGCCAUCACGCUGUCCGGGCUCUCUGGGAAAUCGGACGCCGCCCCGACACCGCCAACCGUGGACACGCCGUACGGGCGGUACGUGGGGGUGCCAGAUAUCAGCAACUUUACUGGGCAGAACUUCGUCACCUAUAGGUCUAUACCAUUUGCCAAACCCCCUGUUGGUACCCUGAGGUUCCAGCGCCCCCAGCCCCUGGAAAGACACGAGAGCACCCAGAUUCUCAACUCCAUUACGUUCAAGGUCUCGUGCCUGACUGAAACCAAGUUGAACUUUGCCCCCAGCGCCUACGGCGAAGACUGCCUGUACCUGAACAUCUACGCCCCUGAAGUCAAAGACCCAGCCUUGAAAUACCCAGUCAUGGUCUGGCUUCACGGUGGGGGCUUCGUGGCGGGCUCCACUUUUCCUGACCCUAUUAAGCUGAUGUCACGUGGUAACGUGAUUGUCGUGACUGUCAAUUACAGACUCUCUGUCUUUGGUUUUUUGACGACUAUGGACAACUCGCUUCCGUCGAACAACGGGAUCUGGGACCAGUACAUGGCGCUGAGCUGGGUGAAAGAGAACAUUCAGUACUUCAAUGGAGACAACGGCUCCAUCACGCUGUUCGGUCAAUCUGCAGGCGCCAUCAGCACGGGCCUGCACUGUUUCUCGCCCAUCUCCUCCAAGCUUUUCCACAAAGCGAUUCUCCAGAGUGGCUCCGUCACGUCCAUCAUCACGCGCAACGCUAAGCAGAGGGCUCUGGAACUGGGCGCUAAAGUGGGCUGCAGUCAGGCGCAAGGCCAGGCCUUUGCUGAUUGCCUGCGUCAGGUGAGUGCCUCGACCCUGCUCAACAACAGCAUCCCGUCUGUGUACAACAUCUCCCUGGCCCAGAGGCAGUCGGACUUCCUCUGGCAGCCCGUGGUCGACGGUCAGAUCAUUCCAUACGAGCCGUUGACCAUGCUUAAAAACUUGACCUACCUGCGCGAGAUUAACUUCACAGGCAAGGAUUAUCUCCUGGGGACACAGUACAACGAGGGCGGAUUAAUACCCGAAAAUUUUCUGAAUCCGGUAAAACUAGUCGAACUGUCCAAAGUUGAAUUUUUCAAGGACCUGGUGACCUACUUGCUGUACGCCAGGUACGGGAUUAAAGACAGCGAUUAUCCCAGGCUCAGGGACGCCGUGUACACGUUUUACACGGGUUCGUCUAGUCCAGCCACGCCCUUGAACUCCCAGUUUGUCCAAGACCUGGCCGGGGAUGUCAUGUUUGUCGUCCCCGCCAUCGAGACGGCUCUAGCACUAACCAGGUCUCUCAACCAGACGUCGGUGACGUCACCAGACUCCGCCCAGCCCAAGGUUUACAUGUACAAGUUCGACUACUGCCCGAACCCCCAGGAGGCGACCCGCUUCCCCUGCAUGACCCACGGCUCCGAGUUCUCGUUUCAAUUCCCCAAGGCUCCCUUCUCUGACGUCACUCAGGAAAAGUUAUCGAACACCUUCAUCGAUCUUCUCACAACUUUUGCCAGGAGUUCGAACCCCGAGACAGUGGUGCCGAGUGGCUGGCCGUUGUUCGAGCCGGGAGAUCAGCUGUACCUAAGUCUAGAUGAGAACCCCGCUAGACGGCGCUACCCAUACGACUACAGGCUGAAGUUUUGGCUUGACACUGUACCAAGUUUAUUAAACUAGUGGCCUCACGCUCA
Physella acuta is the source of this 2238-nucleotide messenger RNA. RefSeq names its product fatty acyl-CoA hydrolase precursor, medium chain-like. The record is from RefSeq and is a predicted model, not a curated record. NCBI's taxonomy places the organism in Eukaryota, Metazoa, Mollusca, Gastropoda, Physidae.